AUGGACAAAGACCCAUAUUCUGGUUUUCUCGUGGGUGCUACCCGCCCUAAUAAGGCCGCCGGUUGCAUACGCCACCAGCUGAGGACGAGUAUCACGGGCGUCUCCUUGAAACAAGCCCUGGGGAUAAACAAAGAGCAGACUCGAAGCAAGCGCCAACGCCGGCUGUGGCUUGCCGCCGUCCGGGCCGACCAUUGGGUCCCGGUGGAAACACCAUCGAACGGCGCCUCGGAAAGGCGGGUGUCGGAUAGCCGACAGGGCGUGCGGAGUUCAUUGGGUGAACCCCCACAUGCCGUGGGACAGAUGACAAAUGCGACAGCUUGUGUCGAUGAUGUGAUGCUGAACUGGAGCUCUUGGACUUGCAACCUCCCAUGUCGUUCUCUCUGCUUCGACGUGCAGCGCCCCGACUCUCUUCCCUACGCAAUCACAUAA
Messenger RNA from Penicillium lagena, 429 nucleotides. RefSeq lists its product as uncharacterized. The coding region runs from base 1 to 429 and encodes 142 amino acids. NCBI's taxonomy places the organism in Eukaryota, Fungi, Ascomycota, Eurotiomycetes, Eurotiales, Aspergillaceae. The record is from RefSeq and is a predicted model, not a curated record. The transcript has 3 exons.